Linum trigynum is the source of this 4083-nucleotide messenger RNA. NCBI's taxonomy places the organism in Eukaryota, Viridiplantae, Streptophyta, Magnoliopsida, Malpighiales, Linaceae. The record is from the annotation of a GenBank genome assembly.
UGGCCUCUAAGACUUUGGAUUUGAAAAAUAAUUAUUAGUUGCUGCGUGAUGAUAUUGAUGAGGAAGAAAGAACAAAUAAAUAUUUGCCUCUAAAAGUCGAUCAACAAAAACUUAGAUGGCAAUCAUUAUAAAUAUGCCUCUAAAGCUUGGAAUUCAAUAAAACUAAAUUUCAAUAUCUAAAAGGAUAAUAUUAUUAGAGGCAAAUGAUUAUAAUUAUAGAUGCUAUUAGUAUGUGUUGUAUGAGGUACUUUUAGAGGCACAUAAUAAUAUUUAUAGAGGCGCAUCCCAUAUUUGUUGCAUAAAUAUGUAUUUAGAGGCUGAUACCACAUUUGCCUCCAAAAUUUUGUUGCUAUAGGCCAAUUUUCUUGUAGUGAUACCUAUCAAAGCUCAACAAGUUUAGUUACCUAUCAAAGCUCAACAUUUGAUUUAGCCAACACGUUGAGAAUAUAAGUCGGCGUCUUAUGCUAGAAGUUGUAACAUCAGUGGUCCAUGCUCUCUUUAAUUUAGCAAAAAAGAAAUAUAUAUAUUAUGCUAAAUAGGGAAAAUAUCAAUUAGUGAGGCACAAACAUAUAACUGAAAUAAAAUUUUGUAAAGAAAAAGUAUUCAAAGAUAUAGUAUUAUAAAAUACCUUCAUCUAAAUCUCACAACUGAAGAAAGGAGAUAAAAAUUCGUCCUACUUUCACACCGUCACGAGGGCCCCGACGUAAGCAAAAUUUUGUUGAUGGUCUGUAUAAUGAGGAAGGGGAAUGGGCUACAGAGGAAUCUGGGAAGGCGGAUAUUUCCACAAACUUCUAUCGUACCCUCUUCACCUCGGAAAGCCAGGUGACAAACAUGAAUGAGAGAGUGGGUGAAUUGCCCAUAGAUCACUGUGUUACCCCAGAAAUGAAUGCUAAUCUGACUGCGGAGGUUCUCCCAAGGAAAAUUAGACACACUGUUUUCUCUAUGGGCUCAAAGCAGGCCCCUGGAUCGGAUGAAUUCACGGGUAAAUUUUUCAAGGCCUUCUGGGGGAUCGUGGGUGAUUCCGUUAUCGAGGCUGUCAGAUCGUUUUUUUGAAAUAAGCAGGCUGCUUCGGAGCUUCAAUCAUACCUGGGUGACAUUAAUUCCCAAAGUGGACCAGGUAGAAUCGAUACGUCAGCUUCGUCCUAUCAGCCUAUGCCAACUUGUGUAUAAGGUGUUCACCAAAAUUAUGACAGAAAGGCUAGCUAGUCUUCUUCCGCAGAUCAUCUCAGAAAGGCUAGCUAAUGCAUUAUUGAAAAUCAAAACUCGUGGUAAGAAGGGUUACAUGGCUCUGAAGGUUGACAUGGAAAAAGCCUAUGAUAGAGUCGAAUGGUCUUUCCUUCUUGCGGUUUUGUUUUAGCUCUGUCUGGCGAGGAUGGAUUCAGGAGUGUCUGCAAUCUAUCAAUCAGGCAUUGCUAGCUAAAAUUGGCCGGCGUAUCCUCAAUGAAGCUAAUUCCCUCAUUGCUCAGGUGUAUAAAGGGAAAUAUUUCCCCAAUGGGUCUUUUCUUACGGCGACAGCUCGCUCACGUCCGUCCUGGGGAUGGCAAAGUAUCCUCUUUGGUCGCUAAUUGUUGGAAACAGGUCUUCGGUGGCAGAUUGGCAAUGGCCAGAAGGCCCAUUUACUCUCCUCUAGCUGGAUACCUCAUCAACAUCCCCUCCCCCUAUGUAUAACCCAUGUGUGAUCCCAGAGGGGGAGGUUUUGAAGAUAGCAGAGGCUAUUCAGCAAGGGGGAGGGAAGUGGUGCGAUGUUAAGCUUAGCCUGUGGUUCCAUCCUCUGACAUGUCGACACAUUCAGGCCAUCCUCUUGCCUCGCCUGAAUAUUGAGGAUAAACUAAUUUGGCAUGGAACUUCUGAUGGGGUUUUUACGGUUAAAUCGGCCUACCAUUUGGCGGUAAAUUUAGAUCGACAAAAAGGAAGAUGGAGAGCUCAGGUUAGCUGGAUGGAUAUAGCUAGCUGGAUCCGAUUAUGGGAUGUCAAUAUUCCCCCAAAAAUGAAGGUGUUCGUCUGGCAGAUCUUCCAUAAAAUUAUACCUACCACGGAGGCCCUGAUUGAGAAGAAGGUUGCAGUGCUACCUAGGUGCCCAGUAUGUUGGGCAACUUUGAAGACUCUGGAACAUCUGUUUCUAGACUGUCCGGUUGCUCGUGCCCUUUGGGAUCAUUCUGUGCUAGCUCACCUUGGCGAAGGGUUGCCUCGUCAUAGCUUCCCUCUAUUUCUGAAGAAAUUAUUGGCUUUGGUUCAUCAACCAAUUUUGUUCAUGUCGGUUGUUGCCGUCUUUUGGCGGAUCUGGCACUCUCGAAACUGGGUUGUCUUUGACGGCAAGCAAUUUGGGAUUCCCGCUUUAAUGUGACAGUUCAACCAAUAGGUUCAUAAAUGGGUUAAUCUACCGAUAGACAGGGUCCUUCCUGUUCCUCACUCCCCUUCUCCUCCCUCGGACCUAACAAGGUUGGAUUUUGUGAUUUGUAUGUGGGAUGGGGCGGUAAGGAGUGGGUCUCAUUCGGCAGGUGGGAUGGCCCUCAUGACUCUAGCUAGUGAGGUUCUUUAGGUGAAGGGAGUCCAAUUCCUGGAGGUGGACGACCCCAUGAUGGUUGAGUUGCUUGUUCUCCGGGAGGCUAUCGCGUGGUGCGUGGGUAAUGGCUUCUCUGUAGUUAGGUUUGAAGGUGAUGCCCAGGUAAUCAUAGAGAAGAUCCUCAGGAGGGAUACAAGGGAUAACGUAGUGGGGUCGAUUCUUGAAGAAGUCGUCCAGUCCUUUGACAUGAAUAUGGGCUUCAGUGUACGAUUUGUAGGUCGGCGAAACAAUAGGGUAGCUCAUUUAGUAGCUAGGAAGGCCCUUUCUCUGUACCCAACUAGGAGUCGUUCAUUUGAUUUUCAGGCCUGGUUGAAUUCCAGAUUUUAACUAUCUAUUUGUUCGAUCAAUAUAUGAUUAUCUUUUGUAAAAAAAAAUUCCAAAGUAUCGGCCGUUCUAACCAUUUGCAAAGAGUGUGAAACGACAUCCAAUGCAAGAGCUAUUCGUUUUCUAAUGCAAGAGCUAUUCGUUUUCUCAUUUCCAGUAGAAUAAUGCUUCCAGCCAACUAAACAAAUCAUAAAACACUUACACAUUAGAGAGAUCCUAGUAUACGUUUUUCUUUUAAGCAUACUAAAUAGAGCACUUCUACUAUGCUAUAUAGUAUUGAUGCUUUAAUGUACAACUUAAAGUUGUACCAUAACAUUAAAUGUAUAAGUUUAGGUCGUACCAUAAAGCAAUUUGUACCAUUAUGUUAUGGUACAACUUUACAACUUGAAGUUGUACCAUCACAUAAAGGUACAAGUUCAAGUUGUACCAUAAAAGAAUUUGUACAAAAAGUAUAGGUGCAAUCUGAAGUUGUACCAUAACAUAAAUGUACAAUUUUAAGUUGUACCAUAAAGGCAAAAACCUAUAACACCAAUACUAUAUAGCAUUGUAAAAUUUCUAUACUAAAUAUUAUUGUAAUAAUAACUCAUGACUAAAAAAGAUAAUAUUAAACAUUAAUAAAUUGGGCUAAUGGUAAUACAUGAGAUGCUAACAUGAAAUACAUAUUUUAUUAAAAGUUUGAAGUCAAUAAGUUUGCCUAUGAAUGAAUUUUUCAAAUCCCACUGAUGGAAAUGUGGGGAAACCUCACAAAUGCAUGUAACUAUGGGUUUUUAUUUUGAGCAUACAAAUUAUUGUCCUAAUGAUUUUUCAGUACAAAUAAGAGAUGCAACAUUUAGCUUUAUAUAUUUUCAAGUAUAAUAUAUAUAAUACUGAUGUCGUUAAUAAAGAAUAGCAUUUAUAUGUUUAAGCGACACACUUCAUUUGUAUGUUAAUUUUUUUUAUAAUUUGUUAUGUUCUAUGGUUUUGGGUCACUACAUUUUAUAUUUAUUUAUUAAAAACGGUUACAAAAAACUAAGUGUUUUACAAAAAUUAUUGAUUGUUAGAAAAUACUUAUAUGAUUUAAUUUAACAACGGAUCGAUUCUCACCCAUGAAGUUGUGGCAAAAUUUCAUGUUGUAUCUUAUAUUAUUUUAUUUUGAGCAUAAAUCAUGAUCCUAAUAUGUUUUUUGGGUGAGAUCCUAAUAAUAUUUUAGUAAAAAU